AUGGCAGGGACGUGGAUUUAUUACCUUCAUGCUAUCGCAUUACUUCUGAUAGCAGUAACUGCAGAAACACCGGAACAGUAUCAUGUAUCUAUGGAUGAAGAUUCAAAUUAUCGUAUGCAUUGGUCUUUCAACAAUCAAGAUAAGAUUAUGCAAUUUACUGUUGAAGUCAAAACAACAGGAUGGAUAGGAUUCGGAAUAUCUCCAUAUACUGGUCAAAUGCCUGGAUCGGAUGUAGUCAUUGGUUGGGUUGAUAGUAAUGGCAAGGCUUAUUUACAGGAUCGAUUUGCCAAUGGUCGAACACUACCAGCAUUGGAUGAUAAUCAAGAUUAUAAGUUGAUAUCAGGCAUUGAAAAGAAUGGAAUGACUACACUAAAAUUUAGCCGAAAGUUUAAUACGGAGGAUCCCAAGGAUUUACCUCUAGAAGGUGGAACAACCAGAUUGAUUUGGGCAUAUAAUAACAAUGAUCCGCCAUCCCAAACUAACAUUCCAAUGCACCAUAAAAUGGGUAGUCGUAGUGUUAAUUUAUUCAAUGCCAUGCCCGAAAUUGACAAGCCGAAACUACCAGACGAUACUAAAACUUACGAUUGCCUUGCUCCCAAUGUUACUGUGCCUAGCAAGCAUACAUCAUAUUGGUGUGUAGGACUCAAGCUACCUCAAGUAACUGAGAAGCAUCAUAUUAUCAAGCUUGAUCCUGUUAUUACAAAAGGCAAUGAAGGUGUAGUUCAUCAUAUGACAUUAUUUGAAUGUGAAUCGGAUCCGAAAUGGCAUGGAUAUGCAGCCGAAUGUGAUAGCCAAAAUAUGCCUAAUCAUUUACGAAAUUGCCGCAGCGGUUCGGCUAUGGCUGGUUGGGCCGUUGGAGGAGAAUCAAUAACUUUUCCGGCUAAAGCGGGAUUUCCCAUUGGUGGUAAAAAUAAUCCCAAAUUUGCAGUAAUUGAAAUGCAUUACGAUAAUCCUGAAGGGAAAUCAAAUAUCGUUGAUAGUUCCGGAUAUAAAAUUUAUUAUACCAAGCAACUUCGUCCAAAUGAUAUUGGAGUUUUAAUCAUGGGCCAUCUUGUAUCUCCAUUCCUGAUUGUUCCAAAUAACCAAAUGCAAUGGAAUAUUACUGGCUAUUGUUCCGGUGAAUGCACCAGUAUGAUCUUCCCUAAAAAUGGCAUCAACAUCUUUGCAUUAUUCUUUCAUACUCAUUUAGCAGGAGUGGCUCUUGACUCUCGACAAUUUAGAAAUGGCAAAGAGCUACCUUUGGUUGCGGAAAACAAGCACUAUGAUUUUAAUUAUCAGGAACUUUAUUAUAUGAAGGAUGAAGUUAAUAUGAUGCCAGGAGAUACUAUGUCGGUAACUUGUGUCUAUAAAACAAAAAAUCGCACAAAAUUAACCUUGGGAGGUUUAUCAACAAAGGAAGAAAUGUGCUUGAACUACGUAUUUUACUACCCUAAAAUUGAUCUUUCAGCUUGUUCAACUCAACCAGCUUAUGAGGCCUUGGGUCCUUACUUGGCUAAGCUAUGGAGGAAAGGAAUAUUACCCAUACCUAGUCAAAAUGGAAGUGCUGGUUUGUAUGAAUCGCUUGGUGCAGCAUCACUUGAUGAUCCUAAAUUGAUUCAGGAGCUCGCCAACGUCCAAACUUAUCCGCCGCCAGCGAUGUAUUGCGCUUAUGGAAACCGUACUAUGCUCUUCGAUCGAUUUGGGGUAAGAAUGGCUAAUUUUAAAUCGGUCGCUAACUAUACGAUGGAGAAUACAACCAAUGGUGGUUUCAGUAUCUCAACGUUUUCUUCUGUCAUGACAUUAGCUCAUAUCGUCGUAGCUUUCUAUUAUUUAUCUUAG
Trichoplax adhaerens is the source of this 1818-nucleotide messenger RNA. RefSeq lists its product as uncharacterized. Gene Ontology annotation, molecular function: dopamine beta-monooxygenase activity; copper ion binding. Gene Ontology annotation, cellular component: secretory granule membrane. Gene Ontology annotation, biological process: octopamine biosynthetic process; norepinephrine biosynthetic process; dopamine catabolic process. The record is from RefSeq and is a predicted model, not a curated record. The coding region runs from base 1 to 1818 and encodes 605 amino acids. The transcript has 14 exons. NCBI's taxonomy places the organism in Eukaryota, Metazoa, Placozoa, Uniplacotomia, Trichoplacea, Trichoplacidae.